Closterium sp. Yama58-4 is the source of this 4305-nucleotide messenger RNA. The record is from the annotation of a GenBank genome assembly. Lineage: Eukaryota; Viridiplantae; Streptophyta; Zygnematophyceae; Desmidiales; Closteriaceae.
AUGCGUCGCGACCACGGCGCGGUUUCCCCGCCUUGCCCCUCGCCGUACGUCUCCCGCGCGCCUGCUAUCCCCCGUGUGCAUCCGCCUGCUGCGCCCUCGGUCGACCGGUCAGGCUCGCUGAGCGCGCAGGGUGCGCCCGCGCCGGCUGCACCCGGCGCACCUUCUCUCAUGGCAGGGUCGGCCGAUGCGCCGUGCGGCGGCAGCGCGGGCCAUCGGCGCGCGCCGUCGUGGCCGCUGCCGAGUCUGGUGCCGCUGGACCGCCUGCAGUCGCUGUCGCUGGCGGACGUGCUGGCGGAGAUGGCGCAGUGCGCCACGCCCGCGGGGGAAGUCGCCGGGGAUGGCGGCGGGUUCAACGCUGCGAGGGAGAGGAGUCGCGUCGGCAGUGGAAGUGAGCGUGCAGCGGGGGGAGGGCACGUGAGAGCGGGGAGUGGAAAAGAGGGGACGGGCGGAGAUGGAGGAGAACGAAUAGCAACGGCGGAACGAGGAGCAGUGGCAGGGGACAGGUUCGAGAAUGCAACGGACGAGGAGAACGGGGGGCUGAGAGUCACUGGCAGCAGCAGCGGCGAGGGGGCCGCGGGUGAUGCUUCCAUGGCAGCAGCGGACGCAGAGGCGCAGCGCGCAGCGGGUGAUGACAUGGAGCAGCGCGACGCGAUGAUGGGGCUGAUGCCACUGUCGCCGGGCGACAUGCUGUCGCCGCCAUCCGUGCUGCCGUCGCCGCGCGACUGCGGCUUACCGUCGCCCUCGCAUCUGCUCGCCCUGCCCUUGCUCGACCUGCCCUCUGCCUCCGAUCCCCCCUCGUGCCCCUCCGACCCCCCCUCGUGCCCCUCCGACCCUCACCUGCCCCUUGCCGAUGCGCCCUCACCAUGCUCGCGCCCGCACCAACCCAUGCCCCCCGUUCCUCCACUCGCCGCCCCGCACCCGCUGCCCCUUCCAUCUGCGCGCCCUCCGCUUUCCCCUUCCCACGCGCCACCCGCCGAUCCGGCGCAGCGUGGUCAUGCGGGGGCGGGCACGGGGGGCAGGGUGGAGGCAGCAGUGGCGAGCGACAGGGGGGUGGGCGGUGGGUGCGGUGGGAGGAAGCGAGGCAAUGCGGAAGCAGGCGUGGGGAGCGCUCGCACGCUCCCUGCUGCCCUCUGUGCUCCGCUCCCACCCGCCAGUUCGCACCCCACCGCCAGCCACACCGCGCAUACCUUUGCCAGCGCCGGGCCCCACGCGGCGUUGAGUGUGGCGAACAGCGGCGCCCCCUGCGCCACCCCUCCUUGCGCCAAGCGCGCGCGGCCGUCCCCCCCCAGCUGGUGCCUGGACGGCAGCCCAGGGCUGCGGCUGGGCGUGCCUGGCAGUGCGUGGUGCAGCGCCCGCUCCGCCCAGGGGGGUGCUGCGCCUGGCGCAGAGGGGCAGGCACGGGAUGCACGUGGACUGGCUGUGGUGGCUCGUGGGAAAGCGGACGCACUUGGAAAAACGGCAGGCGCAGGUGAGACAGCAGCAGCAGGAGGAGCAGCAGGAGGAGGCGGAGGAGGAGGAGCAGGAGAAGGAGGUGCAGGAGGAGGAGGCGGAGGGGGAGGAGGAGUAGCAGGAGGAGGAGGAGGAGGAGGAGGCGGAGGAGGUUGGCAAGGGGCAGCACCGGAUGCAUUGAUGCAGCUGGCAGCAUUGCUGCGCGGUGCCGGAGUGAGGCUGGAGGGCGAUGUCAACGCCAAGGCAGCGGCUGCACGGCCGUGUCACAGUGGCAGUGAGGUGCAUGAGGGUGUAGGCGCACGCAGCAGCGUGGCCACUGGCGCAGGCAUGGCGCCGCGCGGGGAAGGCGCCCCGUGUGGGGCUGCUGGUGGGCGCAGCAGUGCGGGCGAGCGCAGUGCGUGGGAGGUGCAGCAGCUGGGGCUGGCUCUGAGGGCGCUGGCCGGGGCUCUGGGGUGCGACAGCCCGAGACAAGGCGACGUGCGGCAGGGCUGGGCAGCAGAAGGGGUCAACGGUGCAGGCUUGGAGGCAGCAACCCGCGUGGAGGGCCAGGAGGGGCGAGGGAUGGCAUCGGAAGGGGUGGCAUCAGGGCAUGCAGAGGCAAGUAAGGCAGGAGGGCGAGCAGCGGGCGCAGAGAUGGGCAGAGGAUGCAGCAGAGGGAGCAGCAGCGGUGCUGGAAGUGGCAGCUGGGGUGAGGGAGAGUGCGGCAGACGAGAGGGAGGAGCGAGGGUGCGAAGUGGAAAGGGUGCAGGGAGCACUGCAACGUGGCGCAUGGGGGGGACGGAUGGAAGGCGGGCAACAGCAGCAGGCACGGAGGGGCAAGCUGUGCAGGCCAGAGCGCGGCGGGAGCGCAUGAACGUGCGCAUGAGGCAGCUGCAGGCGCUGGUGCCGGGGGCGAGCUGCAUGACCACGGAGAGCUUCCUGGAGGAGGCCGUGCAGUACGUGCACUUCCUGCAGCGCCAGGUCCUGGACCUCACAGAAUCCCUGCAACUCCAUCAACACCCCUGCUCGCCUGCUGCCGCCACACGCGUGCCCUUUCCCCGCACCUCCACUCUUCCCACGCACGUGCCUCGCCUACACACUCUUGCCCCCACCGCACCACGACCGCUUGCUUCCACCUCCUCUGCUGGGUUGAGGGGCAAGGCACCGUGCGGACAGGGAAGGGAAUCGCUGAAAGAAUGUGGAGCAGAUUCGGUGGGGGGAGGUGGUAGGGAGAAUGGCAGGUUUGCGGGAGGUAGGGUGUUGGGGUGGCAGGGGGUGGGAGGGGAGAUGCAGCGUAGGCAGCUGUGCUUGGUUCCAGUGGGCGCGCUGACCGCUCUGCUGGAGCCAGGGGGCAUGGUGGACAGGGCUCUCAUGCACGUGCAGCAACAAGAGGAGCAGGGUGGCGCUGAUGGGCAAAGGCCUUCCGCGGUGCGCGUCCAUUCUGCGGCUUGCGCGGGUGCGCUUAUGGCAGAUGGACAGAGCGCGUCGCAGCCGCCCCAUUCGGAUAGCGAUAGUCCGUCCCGACCGCCGCUGAAGCCACAGACGGGCGGUGCAAAGCACGCGGAGGAGGCUUCAUGCAACGGCGUGGUGAUCGGCGAGGGCACGCGGCAGUCGGAGAACAAAGGCCACGAUGGCGAUGGAGCGAUGGCGCAAGAUAGGGAUACGGAUGGCGUGCGCGAGGCGGUGGAGGCGGAGAGCGUGAAGACGCGCGCGCGGCCGAGCGGCAAGGUGGUGCACAUGGCGCGCGCGGACCUCGUCGACCUCGCGGAUCUCGACCGCGCUCUCGAUCGCGCGCUGUCCCGCCGAGAAAAGCCCGCCGCUGCCGUUCAAGCCGCAGGCGCGGCGGGGAAGGGUGGCGGCAGCGACGCGGAUAAGCUGGGGCACGGACCGCAAGCCGAGGGAGCGGAGCGACCGAAAUGGGAGAUCGACGUGAAGAAAGUAGUGCUGAGAAAGCUAAUCGCUAACGGAACGUUCGGCACCGUGUAUCGAGGCACUUACCAAGGAAAGGACGUUGCAGUGAAGGUGUUGGACUGGGGCGAGGAGGACACCAUGUCGCGCAUGCAGCUCGACAAGCUAAGGCGCGCCUUCAAGCAGGAGGUCACCGUGUGGAGCGACCUCUCUCACCCCAACGUCGCGCAGUUCGUGGGCGCGUCCGUGGCGGACCAGGGCGGGUUCAUGAUCCCGUCGUUUGACCGGUCGCGCGGGGGCGGCGGGCGCAAGGGCGACAUCCGCGUGGAGGGCAGCCUGUGCUGCCUGGUGGUGGAGUACGUGGCGGGCGGCACGCUCAAGGACUACCUCAUCGCCAACCGCCGCCGCAAGCUGCCCCUGCGCACCGUCGUGCAGCUCGCCUCCGACAUGGCCAAGGGGCUGGAGUACCUGCAUGCGCACGGGGUGGUGCACCGGGACAUCAAGUCGGAGAACAUGCUGCUCACUGCCAGUCGCCGCGUCAAGGUGGCGGACUUUGGGGUGGCGCGCAUAGAGGCGGAGAACCCCAAGGACAUGACGGGCGCCACCGGCACACUCGGCUACAUGGCCCCCGAGGUGCUGGACUGCCGGCCGUACAACCACCGUGCUGAUGUGUACAGCUUUGGCAUCUGCCUGUGGGAGAUCUAUUGCUGUGACAUGCCCUUCCCCGACCUCGACUUCAAGGAAAUGGCCGCGGUAGUCAAUAAGGGUCUGCGCCCCACCAUCCCUGGCAUCUGCCCGCGGGACUUGGCCAGAAUCAUGCAGCGCUGCUGGGAUGCUGACCCCAGCAAGCGGCCCGACAUGGGGGAGGUUGUGACACUGCUGGGGAAGGUGGACCUGAAGCGCGGCAAAGGCAUGACUCCCAUUUAUGACAUGCCCAAUGAUUCCAUCUCCUGCUGCUGGGUCACAUGA